This is a messenger RNA of Periophthalmus magnuspinnatus, 7133 nucleotides long. RefSeq names its product lysine (K)-specific demethylase 6B, a (gene kdm6ba). Gene Ontology annotation, biological process: regulation of gene expression; heart development. Gene Ontology annotation, cellular component: MLL3/4 complex. Gene Ontology annotation, molecular function: histone H3K27me2/H3K27me3 demethylase activity; RNA polymerase II cis-regulatory region sequence-specific DNA binding; chromatin DNA binding. Lineage: Eukaryota; Metazoa; Chordata; Actinopteri; Gobiiformes; Gobiidae. The record is from RefSeq and is a predicted model, not a curated record.
UACGUGCCACUGUUUGGUGCUGCUGACUCUGUGCGCGAAAUGUGUGUGCUGGCCCUUUAAAACAGGGGCUGAGCGAGUAGUGCAACCUGAUCUGUCUGUGCGUGAGCGAGACGGAGCCAGCCUAGGAGAGACGCGCUCAGCUCGACUAUUCGAGCCAGGACAACACGAAGUAUUACUCCCAGCUUUUUGUUCACGAGGACUGAAUAAAACCGGACCGACACCGAUUUGAGAAGUAUCCUAUCGGGCUGGUUCGGAGUGGAAUAGGCGACCGGAAAACUCCCGUGAUCUCCACCGGCUGGGUUGGAUUUUCUCCGCUUACCCAGGGGGACUACACACGGAUAAUACGCUUUAAACCUCCACACUUCUAUAUGGGACAUGUAGGCUCGCGUUUGCCCGGACCUGGAUACACGGGAGUAGGAGUUCCCAGGGAGAUGGUCGGCUGUCGAAGCUGAGACCAGACACAGCUGUGAAUCAGUAUUGUGGUGCUACUUUUAAAGUUUGGUGCUGAUCGCUCUGUGUUGACUGUAGUUUCUUCGGUACUGGAGUGAGUAUUCUCUCUGCUACAGUGGAGGGCUCUAAACACACAGCUAGUCUGGCUGGAUGCAUCACGCGGUGGAGCCGUUUGGCGGGCGUAGCACGCGGGACUCCUUCCCUCUGGACGGACUAAGCCGGGGCACAUGGGGUCCUGUGGGGGGCCGUGCCUGGCAGCCACCUGCCAGGUGUGCACCUGGAAUGAACCAGCACCAGCUUCUUCCUCAUCUACCUCCUGGUCCAAUCGGACUCAACCAUCACAGUAAAUUCUUCAACAAUGGGCCCAUUCGUGGUGAAAAAAUGGAGAUGCCUCCUCAGAUGUUGGCAGACCUUCAGAGGGAGCAGAGACCUCCUCACUUGGCCCCUCCUCCUCAUAGGGCCUGGGAGCACCUGGGUCCCCUGUACAACCCCCCUCUCCAGCCUCAUGGGCCUUUGCCCCUGCCCAGUGAGCACUCGAUGCGGCUCCACAACAUGGGAGGGCCUCCUCUGAACCCACAUCUGCCCCCCAACAGGUCCAACCAGCCCCUCAAGUUUUCAGGUUCUCAGGAGCAACAUGCUCCCCGGGGUGCCCCAUUGCCUGGUGAUGACAUGUGGGCUCAGGUGCACCAGCAGCGGAGCUACCCUGGGAAGAUGGUUGGGGCUCACCUGAAGAGGCCGGGCCCUCCCCUGCCAGAGCACUCAGUCAUCCAGCACACUCCACUGCCAGCCUUGCACCCCAACCCCCGUCUCACUGACGACUGCCCCAGCCCCAGCAAGAGGAAAAAGGGGCUCGAGCAGCAGCAGCAGUUCUCAGGGCCUUCUUCACAGCCCUUAGCCCAUUCACUCCCUCCCAAACCAGCCUUCUGGAGUCCCCUUCACAAAGAUGGCUCCUCAUGGCAGAACCACACCCCAGAACGCAAGAAGCCAGCUCCAGAUAUUCAGGAAAGCAACAAACAGAGCCUGGGGCACUUCACCCCCAAGUCCUCCCCCGCUCCACCUGCCCACUCUAACUCCUCUCCAGGGAGCUACAGACAGGGCUAUGCCUCUCAGCUGUACAAAGACAAAAUGGAACGACCGCUGUAUUCUAUCUCCAAGCCCCAGGCCCCCUCUGUCCAUCCAGCCCCUCCCUGGAGUCUCCCAGAGGGGGCACAGCCAGGUGGUUGCAGACCUCCCUCUGCCAUGGCACCCAGUCCCAGUAGAGGAGGCAGAGAGCAGUACACGGCCAGCCAGCCAUCACCAGCAAACCAUCCUCAGAAUCACAGCGGGGCCGCAGAGCCCUGGAGGGCCCACAGGGCCCCUGCCCAGCCUCUGGAGUGCACCUCUUACAAGCCCACAGGACAGCUACCUCAGCGUACUCCAAACACUGUUCACCAGCGGCAUCACCCCAACGCCCCUGUGCCUCCCACCACCAGCCCUCCCUCUGCUCCCCCCAGCCGUCCUCCUGUCAUCACUGCUAACCCUCCCCUAAAGCAGCCCUCGUCAGCCAGCAUGAGCACUGUCACCACGGUGCCCCUCAGUGGUAGCCCUGUCUAUAGUAACAGCAGUUGCCUAGGACGUCCCUCAUCAGCCUCCUCCACCCUGGAUACACCAUGCAACCAGACUCAUAAUCAGUCGCUGCGAUCCCCUCCUCUGAGACUGGAGCGGCCCAACUAUCCUCGGCCCGAGCCCUCGUCCCUGUUCUCCUCUGGGCCCAUCAGGCAUGGGGACAGCAUUAUCACUAGUAUGUCUGCAGAUCCCCCACACAAUGUCCCCCAAACAAGCCCAAACCUGUCCAGACCAAGUGCCCCACCCGCCCCACAGUCCAUCAAAGAGGCUCUAGACAAACUUGAUGCAGAGCUAGAGGGACAUAUGCAAGCAGAGGAACAGAGGAGAAGAGAAAGGGAGGAGGAAGAGAGGAGGAAGAGGGAGCGAGAAGAGGUAGAGAGGAGGAAGGAGCAAGAUAGGGCUGAGGUGGUGAAGAGACAGCAGGAGCAGGCAAGGAAACAGAGGGAACACCAGGAGAGGGUCAAGAGGCAGCAAGAGGAGGAGAGGCGGAAGAGACAAGAGGAGGAAGAGAGGUGGAGGAGGCAGGAGGAAGAGGAGAGGAGGAAAAGAAAGGAGGAAGAGGAGAGAAGGAAAAGAAAGGAGGAAGAGGAGAGGAGAGCCCAGCUGCAGAGAGAGGAGCAGGAGCGCAGCAAAGCCAAGGAACAGCAUGCUAUGGAGAACCUGGAGAAGCUGUUGAGAGUGAGCCCCCCGCAGGCCCCUCCACCUCCGCCCCUGUCCACCGUACCACCCACUCCAUGGCUGGGCAGCUCAGAGCGGCUGUGCCCGCCCCCACUUACUCCUCAGACAGAGUAUGCCCGAGAAAAGCAGAGGCAGAGAGCCAUGUGGAACAGCAGCAGUAUGCUCUAUCCUCCACCUACACACAGUACCUCACACCCCUACAAGCCCCCGGCCAUGCAGCCUGCCGCGGGACAAGCCAAAGACUCAGCCCCCGCCAUGGCACUUAGAGAUCCCCCCAAAUUAUACCAAGCCCCCCCACUGCCCCCCCCCUCGGCCCAGUGCACAAGGGCCAGAGCCAGUGACUGUAGAGCACCACUCAGUUUUGAAGAGGAGUCUUCGGAGAUGUCCACGCUCCUGCCAGACGGUUUGGCCAAUAUCAUGGCCAUGCUGGAUGAGUCCAUUCAGGAGGAAGAGGAGAUGUUCAAGAAUGGAAGAGCCUGGAGGACUUCUCUCCGUCUGUGCAGCUAGUGAAAAGGGUACCCAUGUGCUCCAGACCUGCUCCCAGUGCCAAAGCACCAAGCCAACCAGGAGGAUGUGAGCUCCAAUCCCCACUCCAGCCCCCCUGUACUCAGCCGCCAGGGCUCCCUGGCCUCUCCUUGCAGCCGCACGUCAUCUCUGAAUGAGGAGGAGGACGAUUACAAACAUCAUCAGAAAGUCAUCUCCAGAGUUCAGGACAUUGGAGUGGGUAACACAGACUACCGCCACAGUGACCUGGCCAAGCUCUAUGGGCUCCCUGAAGUGAAGAGUGAGGUAGAUGAAGAGGAGGAAGAGGAGGACUCUCCUUCCUGCUCCCCUCCACGCCAGAGACCACACCUUCACCAGACUGGGGUCAACAGCAUGUUCAAGUCUUUAGCCAGUCUGGAGAGCCAGAAGUACACAUACCGCGGAGGGCCGUUCGGCACCCCUCCCUCGGCUCUGCUUGGGCUCAAGUACUCAUCCUCACUGUCUCUGGGCCCGGACAUCUGCCGCCAACAGCAAGGUAACUCCCCAGCAUCAGACUCAUCCAACCCCUCUCCCAGCCCCACUGCCCCGCCACAGUCUUGCUCCCCCCCACUGAAGCACCUUCCUGCAAAGGACCAGCCCAAAGCACACGAGCCCAUCAAACCCAUCCGCCUAAUCAAAGAGGAGCAGAGGUUCACCGCCAUUUCCCAGUCUUCUCUCUCUGAGCUGGGCAAGAGCUGUGAAGUUUUGCUCAGUCGCCAGAAGCACGAUGGCUAUGAAAGAACGGAGAGACACCGUAGUGACCACAGAGAGAGGAAGAGGGACAAGGAGAAGCGGAAGAAGCACGGCCGCAGCAAACACCAUGAGAGGAGCGAGACCAGGCGUCACCAAGGAGAUCCAGAUGUCUCCUCAGCUUCCUCCUCUCACUCCAGCUUUAGCCACAGGAAACACAGCAAGAGCCACAAGGACCGAAAGGAGCGGAGAGUCCUGGGUGACCUCAACACUCAGAGCAAAGAUGAGAAAAUAGGCAGAGAUGUUUGAGAAGAACCACAAAGAUCCACUAGCAGUAGCUCCAGCAGUGAGGACCACCAUGCAGGUUCUGAGGUGGUCUCUGUAGGCUCCAAUGAUAUGCUGAAGCUAAAGGCACUGUCUGAUGGUCCACCCAAAGAGCUGAAGAUCCGGCUGAUCAAAGUGGAGAAUGGUGACCGUGAGACGUUCAUUGCCUCAGAGGUGGAGGAGAAAAGGAUCCCACUGAAGGACAUAAGCAUCAAGAACACAGCCAGUGAAAUCAUUCGCUCCUGCAAAGGUGCCAAAAUCAAAGGGAAGUUCAAGGAAUCAUACCUGCUCCCAGCCUUCUCCGUCAAACCCGACAUGACGGCAGGUGGACCCAUCCCACGAGAGAAGCUCAACCCCCCCACACCCAGCAUCUAUUUGGAGAGUAAAAGAGAUGCGUUCUCCCCCGUGCUGCUGCAGUUCUGCACGGACCCCAAGAACCCAGUAACUGUCAUCAGAGGCCUGGCCGGGUCCCUGCGCCUCAGUAAACCUGGCCUGUUCUCCACAAAGUCCCUGGUGGAUGCAAACUCAGACCAGUCUGUGGAGGUGAGAACACAGGUGCAGCAGCCUGCCGACGAGAACUGGGACCCCAGUGGCACAAAGCAGACUUGGCCUUGUGAGAGCAGCCGCUCCCACACCACGAUCGCAAAGUAUGCACAGUACCAGGCCUCCAGCUUCCAGGAGAGUCUGCAGGAGGAGAAGAGCAGUUCUGAUGAAGAGGGGGAAGAGGAGAAGGAGAAGAAGCCCUGUGCUGACACUCUGAAGGAGAGCCCCAAGGACGGCACCAAGGAGAUCAGCAGUGAACAGAAACCUCCAGGGAAGAUUAUUAAAUUUGGGACCAACAUCGACCUGUCAGACCCCAAGAGGUGGAAGGCCCAGCUGCAGGAGCUGCAGAAGCUGCAGCCUUCAUGAGGGUCCUCCUCCAGUGGGAACAUGCUGAGCCAUGUGGGACACACCAUCCUGGGCAUGAACACAGUGCAGCUGUAUAUGAAGGUCCCAGGCAGCCGCACACCAGGUCACCAGGAGAACAACAACUUCUGCUCUGUGAACAUCAACAUCGGCCCUGGGGACUGUGAGUGGUUCUCGGUGCAUGAGCACUACUGGCAGGCCAUCAGCGACUUCUGUGAAAAGCAUGGUGUAGACUACCUGACAGGCUCGUGGUGGCCUGUGCUCCAAGACCUGUAUGCAGCUAACAUACCGGUGUACCGCUUCAUCCAGCGUCCCGGGGAUCUAGUGUGGAUCAAUGCAGGCACAGUGCACUGGGUCCAGGCUGUGGGCUGGUGCAACAACAUCGCCUGGAAUGUGGGCCCUCUUCACGGAUACCAGUACCAGUUGGCUCUGGAGAGGUUUGAGUGGAAUGAAGUGAAGAAGGUCAAAUCUAUUGUCCCUAUGAUCCACGUGUCCUGGAACGUGGCCCGCAGCCUCAAGAUCACCGAUCCCGACACCUACAAGAUGAUCAAACACUGCCUGCUGCAGUCCAUGAAGCACAUUCAGAUCCUACGGGACCAGCUGGUGGGCGAGGGGAAGAAGAUCUCGUACCAGAGCCGUGUGAAGGACGAGCCGGCCUACUACUGCAACGAGUGUGAUGUGGAGGUGUUUAACCUGCUGUUUGUGACCAGUGAGAACAGCAGUAGAAAAACUUACAUGGUACACUGUGAGGACUGUGCCAGGCGCAUGAGCCCAGGCUUGGGCUCUGUGGUGGUGCUGGAGCAGUACCGCAUGGAGGAGCUCAUGGCUGUCUAUGACGCCUUCAGCCUGGCUGCCCCCUCCAGGUGACCGCGCCUCACUGAACCUCUGCCAAAACCAAAACACAUCCAUGGUUUCAAUACUACUUGCGGGACUCUCCAGUCAGACACGUGCUAAUUAUUACUGUUUACAAGACAUUACUACGCCACCAUCUCAUCCAGGUUACCCCAGAAUGGUGCUCAGACCUUCAGCCAGCCGCAGAUCAAACCAGGACUGGACUCAUUUGUACCCAUUGUUUUUUUUCUAAUUCUGAGGUGCUGUUUUGUAAUUUAUUGAGUUUUUUAUGAUAGAUUAGCUUAGAUAUAUACCACAUUGGCCUUGUAACGUCUAUUUAUGAAAGAGAAAAGGAAGAAUACUACUAGAUAUGAACCUUUUUAACACAUUAAGACUUUUUUGAACAAUUUGGAUUUCUUCAGAACAUACGGGUUGGAGCGACUGCUUUUUCUGUGUUGUAAAUGUUUUUUAUAAAUGUUAUUUUUUGUCUUGAAUGCUCUCCUGGUGUUACCUCGGAGGUGUUACCUCGGAGCUGUUCCUCUUUUGUACAUUUUUAUUUAAAUGUUUCUUCUAUUUAUUGGAAAUGUCAUGAUUUUGUUCUAGGGUUUGUGAGUUCUCAUAAUGGUUGGUGAAAGAGGCUGCUGAUUUUUUUUUUUUUUUUUUUUUUUUUUUUGGUGCUGGCCUCUCCACUCCUGCCUUUUUUCUAAAUAUAUAUAUAUGAAUCUCUAUCUUGAAUAUUAAUGCCACCUUUCCUGUAGACUAUAGGCACACUGCUAACAUAGACUGAGGAAUGCUGUUGUAUGCUUAUGAAAAACUUCACUUUUCCAAAGGAUUACUUGUAAUUUUCUAUUAUGUAGGGGGCUUUUAGGUGAAAUUGUAAGAUUUUUUUAAUUUUUUUUUGUUAACAGAAUUCAUGGUGCUAAAUGUUUUUUGGACUUUUAUUUUACGUUCUCAUCGAAGUAAGAAUUCUAUUUUUCCUGCUGCAAUAUCCCCUUUCCUUUGUGUGCUCAUUAUUUAUAGCUGCACUGUUGGAGAUUCCACGUGGACACCACACACCAAACUGAGCCAGACAUGUCUUAAACACUUGUGAAAUUGUGUGAUUCUUAAUAAACGCUCUUUGACAGUGA